CGUCAAAAUUAAUGACAAUCAUUCCUACUUCAAACUACAUUGUGUUAUCUGUCAAUAUGCCGAUACAAAUAAAAUUGCGAGUGAAAAAUAGUAAAUAAAAUGUAACACCAAAAACCAAUUGAACCAGAAAUUUCACCAAGCAAAAUGGACUCCCAUUGCGCGGUCGCUGCAGUCCUGCUCUUCAUCCAAAUGGUCAUGGUUCUCGUCAUGCUGAACCCCGCCUACGACCUCCGUAAAAUCACCAACUACCUAAACGAGAAGACUGAAAAAUAUAAAACAUACGUUACCUUAGCAAUUGCUCUUUAUUUCGGUAUAAUUUUAUAUAUUGGCGUUUAUAGUCCGAUCCGAAAUAUCAUUGAGCUAAGUGAAGAUAUAGAUCAGGAUGAAAGAGAGCUAAUAAUGAUCUGCACAGAGAAGAAUUGCAUAAUGACCGGGUUCUCCGUAUUCCUCGCAGUUAUUAUAUAUGGGAUAAAGUAUCUAGUUUCAUACACAGUGAGCUUGGUAGAACAGUCUGAUAGACAGAUAGCCCUGCCGCAGCCGAAGCUUCUUAGGCCAACCACACUCACAAGCGCUCUGAAAAUGAAACGAUCGAUUUCGUACGAGACCAUACUGUUAGCGAGGGACUUGCGGGAGCAACUGAAUUUGCUGAUGAGAAAUGCUUGUACUGACUACAAGUAUAAGCUUCCAAAUAUGUUAGAUUCCUCAUUUCGGAUUCAUUGAAGUUAAACGCAAAAUAAACAUUAAAGCAAGAAAAUAAUAUAACAAUUUAACAACAAGUUGAAACUACUACGGCAAUUAAAUUUAGAUUUAAUUUAAUAGAGAUAUUCAUUAAAAUUUGGAAGUUCCCUUA
Molecule: messenger RNA, 850 nt
Organism: Cydia pomonella (codling moth)
Lineage: Eukaryota; Metazoa; Arthropoda; Insecta; Lepidoptera; Tortricidae
Exons: 1
Coding region: 145-720 (191 amino acids)
Source: RefSeq, a predicted model, not a curated record